Microthlaspi erraticum is the source of this 1038-nucleotide messenger RNA. The record is from the annotation of a GenBank genome assembly. NCBI's taxonomy places the organism in Eukaryota, Viridiplantae, Streptophyta, Magnoliopsida, Brassicales, Brassicaceae.
AUGGAUAUGUCGACAAUAACAAGCCCUGACCACGAUCUCACCGAGAUCGGAGCUAGUGGCUCCGGCAACAACAACACCACCAACACCAACUACUUCAAUUCGGCAAUGAGAGAGCACAUGUUCGACAAAGUGCUAACACCAAGCGACGUCGGGAAACUAAACCGACUCGUGAUUCCAAAGCAGCAUGCAGAGAACUACUUCCCGUUGGACGACAAUCAAACCGGAACGGUUCUUGAUUUCCAAGACAGAACCGGCAAGAUGUGGAGGUUUCGUUACUCGUAUUGGAACAGCAGCCAAAGCUACGUGAUGACCAAAGGAUGGAGCCGUUUAGUCAAAGAGAUGAAACUCGAAGCCGCAGACACCGUCUCUUUCUACCGUGGCUACAUCCCCGACGACAACGAACCGGAGAACCAAAGGAAGCUUAUGUUCAUCGAUUGUAGGCAUAGAGCCGACAUAAACCUCGCACACAACGUGAAUCAUCAUCAUUACCCGUUUCGGACGUAUCCAACGGGUAGUUAUUACCCGGUGGAAUAUUCUAUGCCGCAUUACCGGAGUUUUCCACCGUUUUAUCAUAACCACUUUCAAGAGAGGGACAUUUUAGGGUAUGGUUAUGGUAGACAUGUUCAUGGAGGGCGUUACUACGCAGGAUCACCGUUGGAUCAUCAUCAUGAGUGGAAUCUUGGAAGAUCUGAGCCGUUGGUUUAUGAGUCGUAUCCUGUUUUUCCUGCGGCUAGGGUAACUUCUUCGUCUACGGCGAUGUUGCCGCCUUCUCCUCCUGCUCAUCAGCCGGCGCCGGAGGGGACGGUGAGGAAGCUAAGGCUGUUCGGGGUCGACGUGGAGGAGUCUUCUUCUUCAGGAGAGACACGUGGCGAAAUGGGUGUCGCAGCAGGGUACUCUUCGUCUUCUCCAGUUGUGAUCAGAGACGAUGAAUCGUCCUGGAGGUCGCCACGUGGCGAAAUGGGUGCAUCGUCUUCUUCGGUUAUGCAGCUUAGCGAUGGUGAAGAAUAUAAAAGGAAAGGGAAGUCCUUAGAGUUUUAG